Molecule: messenger RNA, 1234 nt
Organism: Cantharellus anzutake
Lineage: Eukaryota; Fungi; Basidiomycota; Agaricomycetes; Cantharellales; Hydnaceae
Exons: 2
Coding region: 184-1029 (281 amino acids)
Source: RefSeq, a predicted model, not a curated record
UAGGCCCCCUCCCAUGAUCGGUGUUCCUAUCGAAAAUCACGUCAGUCAUCCUCGCCUUCUACUUAUGGUCCUAUUGGUUUACGCGCUCAUGGACAGGGAGAUGUUUUCUAUCGUUUGUACGCGACUCUGCACCAUCAGGGUCAUGAUGUCUACACGGGACAUUACUUCGUUCGCCUUUUCUGCAUGUCAGGGUGGUACACUGUCAGUGACUCAGAUGUGACGCAGAUGCGAAGUGCACCAGAUGCUUCUAGUACACUCUGCACGGCAUUCUAUCAACGCGAGAGCCAACCUAUCCCGAUCCCUAGCCACCUUACUGUCUGCUCAGCGAUUCCCUCAGUUGGAACAAGGCCCAUGAAGAGGAAAUUGGAUGAGAGCGGAUGUGGAGAUGGUACCGAAAUCCAAAGAUCACGUCCCACCCAUCCUUUCAACUCCGGAAAAAAAUACAACCCUUACAAUGUGCCAGAAGGCGUCCUUGCCCCCCACGCAGCGCCCCCACCAGUCGAUAUGACCCCAGAUACGGCACCAGCACCUUACGCAUCAACGGACUUUCCCCGCUACGUGACUGAGAUCGCCCAUUUUGGAUCCAACAUGUCAAACCUCGACGUGGGUCGUGUCGUGCCGACCCCUUACCACCCCACCUUCGCCAGCAUGUGCUCAGGAAUUCCCCCUACAUCGUCAAUACAUACCUAUUCCUUCCUUCCGGAUAAUGGCAUUGCCAUCACAGGAAUGGAAUACGAUGGAUUUGCACUGCAGGGGACGCCCCUAAGACCAUCGGUGCCGUUGGUUACGCGAGCAGUCGGUGAUGACUCUGGGAGGGGUGGUGUUGACAGAUGGAGGCCUAGCGUGUGGAAGACAGGGUGCACUAUUCAGCAAUCCCGACGCUUUCGUCUCAUGCUGGAAGGUGCCCUGCCUGCCUCCUUUAUAGGAAUCAUCGAGUCUUACGCCCCAGAAUGGCACUUUGGCCUCGAUCGCGGGUACGGCUUUUUUAUGGUGAAUCCCGCAUCGCAUUCGGAGGGACCGAAGCCCUGAAUAAACGGUUCGGAACUGAAACCCAAGCAAUGGAAUUCAGGCCGGUCGGGCAGAGAAAUCCAUUGGUAUAUUUUUCUAUCUCCGCUGAUACCCAGUACGAUGUGCUAUCGAGUUUUGCAAGACUUCUCCGGUUCUUGAAUGGUACCACCCAGGGCUUAAACCUAUUGCAUCUCCGACUAUGGGAUGCUUCUGGUCCCUUUGAAGA